Molecule: messenger RNA, 1366 nt
Organism: Rosa chinensis
Lineage: Eukaryota; Viridiplantae; Streptophyta; Magnoliopsida; Rosales; Rosaceae
Product: protein DJ-1 homolog D
Exons: 4
Coding region: 1-1164 (387 amino acids)
Source: RefSeq, a predicted model, not a curated record
AUGAAGCGCAGGGUGUUGAUGCUGUGCGGAGACUGCAUGGAAGAUCAGGAGGCCAUGGUCCCUUUUCAAGCGUUGCAGGCCUUUGGAGUUGCCGUCGAUGCCGUCUGUCCCGGAAAGAAAUCCGGCGACAUCUGCCGCACCGCCAUUCAUCAACUCUCUCCUUCUCACCAGACAUAUUCCCAAUCACGUGGUCAUAAUUUUACACUCAAUGCAACAUUCAAUGAUGUUGAAGCUGACAAUUAUGAUGGAUUAAUAAUCCCAGGAGGGCGGGCUCCUGAAUAUCUUGCUGUUGAUGCAUCAGUUGUAGAUUUGGUGAAAAAAUUUACAGACUCCACAAAGGCAAUUGCAGCUAUUUGCCAUGGCCAAUUGGUCCUAUCAGCUGCUGGCUCGGUUAAAGGUCGGAAGUGCACAGCUUAUCCUUCUUUGGGACCUGUACUUGUUGCUGCAGGUGCUAAAUGGGUGGAACCAGAGACCAUGGCUGCGUGUGUUGUUGAUGGUAACAUAAUCACAGGGGCUACAUAUAAAGGCCAUCCCGAGUUCAUUAGGGCUUUUGUGAAGGCACUAGGAGGCAACAUAAUUGGUUCAGAUAGAAGAGUCCUGUUUCUCUGUGGAGACUUCAUGGAAGAUUAUGAGGUAGCUGUGCCUUUUCAGUCGCUUCAAGCUCUAGGGUGCCAUGUUGAUGGAGCAUGCCCCAAGAAGAAAGCUGGUGAUAUGUGCGCAACUGCUGUCCAUGAUUUUGAAGGUGACCAAACCUACAGUGAGAAGCCAGGAUAUAAUUUCACUUUAACAGCUGAUUUUGAAGGUUUAGAUGCCUCCAGUUAUGAUGCUCUUGUGAUCCCUGGCGGUCGGGCUCCAGAAUAUUUGGCACUAGAUAAGAAUGUUAUUGAACUAGUGAAACAAAUUAUGGAAGCCAAGAAACCAGUUGCAUCGAUCUGCCAUGGGCAACAGAUUCUAGCUGCUGCUGGCGUUCUACAGGGAAGGAAUUGCACUGCAUACCCUGCGGUGAAGCUUAAUGUUAUUUUGUCAGGAGCAACAUGGCUUGAACCCAAUCCAAUACAUCGUUGCUUCACUGAUGGGAAUUUGGUGACUGGAGCGGCUUGGCCAGGCCACCCGGAGUUCAUCUCGCAAUUGAUGGCAUUGCUGGAUGUUGGAGUAUCAUUUUAGUUGCUAUUACCAGGUCAUCCUUUACGUGUAAAAUGUACCUUUACUACUGCAUCAAAGAGUAAUAACAUGUAUGAGACAAAGGGAAGAUGAUACUGGGUUGUAAUUUAUACAUGACACGAACCAUGCACCUUUGCUUGGGGAAUGGAAACUCACCAUGUUUUUAAGUUCUUUCAAAUAAAUUGAUGGAACUUUUGUUUAAUCA